AUGCCAGAGUCGAUAUUCAGGUAUCUGGAAAAGAAAUAUGAUGCCAUCAUUGAUUUUUACAGAAAACAUAAAACCAGAAUUCGAUAUAUUAUUUAUGGAACACUAAUAGCAGCUUAUCUGGCAAUGGUAAUUGCCGCCUGUACCUUGAAUUUUCACAGAGCCUUGGCCCUCUUUGUGCUCACUGUCGUGGGAAUCUUUUUCAUCUGCUGGGACUUUUUGAUGACCAGAUACGAGGACAGAAUUACAGAUUUUUUUUCCCCUUGUGGAAGGUUUCUAAAAGCACACUGGUUUUGGCUGAAAUGGGUGGUGUGGAUAGCUCUAGUCACUGCCCUCGUGUGCUGGCUUGUCUUUGACACUGCUAAACAAGGAACCAAUCAGCUCAUCUCCUUUGGUGGACUUGCAAUGUAUGUUUUCCUGAUGCUGGUCUUCUCCAAACACCCAACUAAAGUUGUAUGGAGGCCAGUCAUCUGGGGAAUGGGACUGCAGUUUAUUCUUGGACUACUUACCUUGAGGACAAAGUUUGGAUUUGAUGCUUUUAAUUGGCUUGGUAGCCAAGUGCAGACUUUCUUGGAAUACACGGAUGCCGGCGCUAAGUUUGUGUUUGGUGAAAAAUAUACCGAUCACUUCUUUGCUUUCAAGGUGCUGCCUAUAGUAGUUUUCUUCAGCACAGUGAUGUCAAUGCUGUACCACAUUGGAUUCAUGCAAUGGCUUAUUAAAAAGGUAGGAUGGAUAAUGCAAAUUACUCUUGGAACAACUCCGGUUGAAUCUUUAGUGGCAGCUGGCAACAUUUUUGUGGGACAGACAGAAUCUCCUCUCCUGGUGAAGCCUUAUCUACCAUAUGUCACCAAAUCUGAACUCCAUGCUAUCAUGACAGCAGGGUUUUCCACCAUUGCUGGGAGUGUCUUAGGAGCAUAUAUUUCUUUUGGGGUUUCAGCUUCCCAUCUAUUAACUGCUUCUGUGAUGUCAGCACCAGCAGCCUUGGCUGUCUCCAAACUCUUUUGGCCUGAGACUGAAUGUCCCCAGAUAACCACACAGCAGGGUGCAAAAAUAGAGAAAGGGGACUCAAAAAACCUGUUGGAAGCUGCCAGCCAAGGUGCCUCUGCCUCUAUCCCCCUGGUGGCAAACAUCGCUGCGAACCUGAUUGCCUUCCUUGCCUUGCUGUCUUUCUUUAAUGCCGCCCUGUCUUGGCUGGGGAACAUGUUUGACUACCCGCAGUUGAGCUUUGAGAUCAUUUGUUCAUAUGUAUUCAUGCCAUUUUCUUUCAUGAUGGGAGUAGACCGGGAAGAUAGUUUUAUUGUUGGUGGACUCAUAGGUUACAAGACCUUCUUCAAUGAAUUUGUGGCUUAUGAACGCCUUGCAGAAUUUAUCCAGCACAGGAAAGACGGAGGAGAAAUGUACAUUAAUGGCAAGAAGCAAUAUAUGAGUAUCCGAUCUGAAACCAUUGCCACCUACGCCCUCUGUGGAUUUGCAAACUUUGGCUCCCUGGGAAUGGUAAUUGGAGGUCUAACAUCCAUGGCUCCCUCCAGGAAAAGAGACAUUGCAGGAGGUGCCAUUAGAGCCAUGAUCGCUGGGACUGUGGCCUGCUUCAUGACUGCUUGCAUUGCAGGAAUAUUGUCUGUUGCAGAAGAUCCAUGCAAUGCUGUAUUAGGAAGUAGCUUCAACGCCACUACAAACAGCACAGAAAAGGUUACAUGCUGCCUGAAUCUGUUUAAUAGGGUUAGUGCACACAGUCACACGGAAAUCUUCCUAAAAGGAAACCAUAGCUUGAAAUCCUUGGCAGGAUGUUGUAAACUACUGGACCCAUCCACAUUUAACUGCAGCUGGACCACUUCAUUUUAA
Molecule: messenger RNA, 1839 nt
Organism: Euleptes europaea (tarantolino)
Lineage: Eukaryota; Metazoa; Chordata; Lepidosauria; Squamata; Sphaerodactylidae
Gene: SLC28A3
Product: solute carrier family 28 member 3
Exons: 16
Coding region: 1-1839 (612 amino acids)
Biological process (GO): purine nucleoside transmembrane transport; pyrimidine nucleoside transport
Cellular component (GO): membrane
Molecular function (GO): pyrimidine- and adenosine-specific:sodium symporter activity; purine-specific nucleoside:sodium symporter activity
Source: RefSeq, a predicted model, not a curated record